UCGACCUGGCCGGCCCUAUCAAAAGCCCCCCUCCUCCCUUCCACCCCGCACUCCUUCACCUCCUCCCACCUUCCCCUCCUCUGCCCCCACCUCCCCUGCUUCCUUCCAUUCCUCGCUCGCUCCUCCGUUGCUUCCUCCCUUCCCCCGUCCACAGUCCACUCCACUCAUCGGCCCCGCACCUCGGUAUUUGACCGAUUGGUGCCUUGGUGGAGGUAGCUUGCAAGCCUGUUAGCUGCUUCUUGCUUCCGGUUCUCGCGUUCAUACCAGUGCCGAUUACGGGGUGUCAGAGGCCGAGAAGCUCGUGCGCGCCAGGGAGGUGGCGAUGGAGAGGUACGAGGUGAUCAAGGACAUAGGAUCGGGCAACUUCGGGGUGGCCAAGCUGGUCCGGGACGUCAGGACUAAGGAUCUCUUUGCCGUCAAGUUCAUCGAGAGGGGAAUGAAGAUUGAUGAGAAUGUCCAAAGGGAAAUCAUGAACCACAGAUCGCUGAGGCAUCCAAAUAUAGUUAAAUUCAAGGAGGUUGUGCUAACUCCCACACAUUUGGCCAUAGUUAUGGAAUAUGCUUCUGGUGGUGAGCUAUUCGAAAGGAUCUGCAACGCUGGGAGAUUUAGCGAGGAUGAGGCAAGGUUCUUCUUUCAACAAUUGAUUUCAGGAGUUAGCUAUUGUCACUCCAUGCAAAUAUGUCACAGAGAUUUGAAACUAGAAAAUACUCUGCUGGAUGGUAGUAUAGCACCUCGGUUAAAGAUAUGUGAUUUUGGUUAUUCCAAGUCCUCUGUGUUGCACUCACAGCCCAAAUCCACUGUUGGCACACCAGCUUACAUUGCUCCCGAGGUGCUUGCUAGAAAGGAAUAUGAUGGAAAGGUCGCCGAUGUUUGGUCAUGUGGAGUAACUUUGUAUGUGAUGCUUGUCGGGGCUUAUCCCUUUGAGGACCCUGAUGAACCAAAGAAUUUCCGCAAGACUCUUACUCGGAUUCUCAGCGUACAAUAUGCCAUUCCUGAUUUUGUCCGAGUUUCGAUGGAGUGCAGGCAUCUUUUGUCCCGGAUUUUCGUUGCAAACCCUGAACAACGGAUAACCAUCCCGGAGAUCAAGAACCACCCGUGGUUCCUGAAGAACCUGCCCAUCGAGAUGACUGACGAGUACCAGAUGAGCGUGCUAACGGCCGACAUGAACUUCCCCUCACAAAGCCUGGAGGAGAUCAUGGCCAUCAUACAGGAGGCGCGGAAGCCUGGCGACGGGAUGAAGCUCACUGGGCAGCUCCCUGGCCUGGGAAGCAUGGAGCUGGAUGACAUUGACGUCGACGACAUCGACGUCGACGACAGCGGUGAUUUCGUCUGCGCCUUGUGACGAGCAAGCUGUUGGUUCAGGCCGUCCGACGCCGAAGCCGCCUUGAAAUUCCUUUCUCUUCUGGUCAUGUGUUCUGCUGUUGAUCCACGACGUUUGUUUCAGCGUGCUCCGAGCUCCCAUUUUGUUGUUGUGAUAUCACUGUCACUUCACUUGUUUUCUGUAACCGAGGUAGUGACGCUGUGGAUAAAUAAGACUUUUUAAGGCUGUAUUCUUGCUGAAUUCUUAGUGUUCGGAUCCUCUGUUUGCCCUGUAUGAAGGGGCUGUUUCAUGAAUGUCGCAAUGUGUAUGUUCGUGGGCC
Molecule: messenger RNA, 1640 nt
Organism: Setaria italica (foxtail millet)
Lineage: Eukaryota; Viridiplantae; Streptophyta; Magnoliopsida; Poales; Poaceae
Product: serine/threonine-protein kinase SAPK2
Exons: 9
Coding region: 323-1342 (339 amino acids)
Biological process (GO): protein phosphorylation; intracellular signal transduction
Molecular function (GO): protein serine/threonine kinase activity; ATP binding
Source: RefSeq, a predicted model, not a curated record